AUGAAAGUCAUCAAUAAGAAGAGGCUCUUCUCUGCCAAAUCUAUGCCCACCAUCCUGCUCUUCUUCCUACUUGUACGUAGUGCAGCUGGAGGGCCACCACCAGGAGCAAAGAGAGGCAGAUGGCAGACUCUCCUAAACAACACUGGCGUAGUAGCCAUGCAUACGGCCUUAACCCAUCGCAACACCGUCAUGAUAUUUGACCAGACCAGAGCUGGGCGGUCGGGAUACCCUCUUCGUCGAAGUCACUACGAUGGAAGUAGGUGUGUGCCCUCUUCCUGGAACCCAUCUGUAGACUCCUCCUGCUGGGCUCACUCAGUUGAGUAUGAUAUCGAGGGCAACACCAUCCGAGCUUUAAACCUUGAAACUGAUACCUGGUGCUCCUCGGGUACCUUCUUGAGCAAUGGAACCCUGCUCCAGACGGGUGGACAUGGCCAUGGCUACCGAAGAAUCAGAUACUUUGAUCCUUGCACCGACCACCGGUGUGAUUGGAGAUCGCCAGAAGCUCUCUUAUUGGCUGACAACCGAUGGUAUGCGUCCAACCAGAUACUCCCCGAGAAGGAUAGGGUCAUUAUCGUGGGUGGUAGAAGGGUCUUCACUUACGAAUUUUUGCCCAAAUUAUUAUCUUCUAGCAGUAGCAGCAGGGAAAGAUCAUUUUAUCUUUCCCUCCUACGCCAAACCAACAACCGAAAGGAAGAAGGCAACAAUCUCUAUCCAUUCCUUCACCUCUCAUCCGAUGGAAAUUUAUUCAUCUUUGCAAAUCGGGAUUCAAUUCUUCUUGAUUAUUGGCGAAAUAAGGUGGUGAAGACCUUCCCCAGGAUGCCGGGUGGUGGAUCAAGGAACUACCCAAGCUCUGGUUCUUCGGUUCUAAUCCCUCUAGACCACACUGAUGGGUUCCAGAAGGUGGAAGUCAUGGUAUGUGGAGGUGCCACCACAGGAGCUUACACGGCCGCAAAACGAAAGACCUACUUGAAGGGAUUGAGCUCUUGCGGCAGAAUUGUGAUCACAGAACAGAAACCCAGGUGGGAAAUGGAGGAAAUGCCAGGUCCUCGUCUUUUACAUGACAUUUUGAUUCUGCCAACCGGUAACAUACUGAUCAUCAAUGGCGCGACACACGGAUGUGCAGGGUGGAACAAUGCAGCAAAUCCAUCUCUGGAGCCUUACCUAUACAAGCCAAACAAAUCGUUGGGCAGAAGGUUUUCUGUACUGAAGUCCACAAAAGUAGCUCGGUUAUAUCACUCGUCGGCCAUUCUUCUGCCUGACGGAAGAGUUUUGGUAGCAGGAAGUAACCCUCAUGCUAGGUAUACCUUUAAGGACGUGAAAUUUCCCACUGAACUGAGAUUACAAGCAUUUAUCCCAUACUACAUGGACCAGUACUUCGAUGGCAGAAGGCCAAAUAAUCUGUCGAUACACUACUCUAAUGGCGGGUACGGUGCUCGAUACCGUGAAGAGUUUACCAUCAAGUUUCGGCUUGAUCUGCAGAGAGAACCGGACAAGGACAGCAUCAAAUUUAGUGCGUAUUCGCCCCCCUUUACGACUCAUGGUGUUUCUAUGAAUCAAAGGAUGUUGAGGCUCAAGUGCAAGAGUAUAGUUAGAGAGGACGGUGGGUGGAUGAGAGCUGUUGUUGAAGCUCCUCCCUCUCCAAACGUUGCGCCUUCUGGUUAUUAUUUGCUUACAGUCAUUAAUGGUGGAAUCCCAAGUAUAGCACAGUGGGUUAGAUUUAUGCAAGAGAACUAA
This is a messenger RNA of Nelumbo nucifera (sacred lotus), 1734 nucleotides long. The record is from RefSeq and is a predicted model, not a curated record. Lineage: Eukaryota; Viridiplantae; Streptophyta; Magnoliopsida; Proteales; Nelumbonaceae.